Epinephelus fuscoguttatus (brown-marbled grouper) is the source of this 2098-nucleotide messenger RNA. Its product is annotated as nuclear factor 7, ovary-like. Lineage: Eukaryota; Metazoa; Chordata; Actinopteri; Perciformes; Serranidae. Gene Ontology annotation, molecular function: zinc ion binding; protein binding. The transcript has a single exon. Bases 184 to 1584 code for a protein of 466 amino acids. The record is from RefSeq and is a predicted model, not a curated record.
AAGAGGGCAGCUGCAGGAGGAGCACUGGGAACACUGGAAUAUCACCACUUAAACCAGCGGCUGACUGCUCACACUGAACCAGAGUUUUACAGCAACAAGGACUCAAAGUGAAAGUAACUCUGAGGGAACAGGGAGUGGCUGAGCUGUCUGCCUGCUGUGUUCACAGCGUCACUCAGAGACAAAAUGGCUUCCAGAUUAGAGGACGAUCUCUGCUGCCCUGUCUGCUGUGACAUGUUUAAAGAUCCUGUCAUCCUGUCAUGUAGCCACAGCUUCUGUAAAGACUGUCUGCAGAACUGGUGGAGACAGAAACCAGCACGUGAGUGUCCAGUUUGUAAGACAGUAUCUUCAACUGCAAAACCACCGAGUAACCUGGUGUUAAAGAAGCUGUGUGAGGCCUUCUUAUUGGAGAGAGAUCAGAGAGCUUCAGAGGCUCUCUGCAGUCUGCACUCUGAGAAACUCAAACUCUUCUGUCUGGACCAUCAGCAGCCAGUGUGUGUCAUCUGCAGAGAUUCAGAAAAACACACCGACCACAGAUUCAGACCCGUCGAUGAAGCUGCACGACAACACAAGAAGGAAUUUGAGGAAACUCUAGAGCCCUUAAAGGAGAAGUUAAAGGUUUGUGAACAAGUUAAAGUGAAGUUUGAUCAAACAGCAGAACACAUGAAGGUCCAGGCCCGACGCACAGAGAGGCAGAUUAAGGAGCAGUUCAAGAAGCUUCACCAGUUUCUGGAAGAGGAAGAGGAGGCCAGGAUGGCUGCACUGAGGGAGGAAGAGGAGCAGAAGAGUCAGAUGAUGAAGGAGAAGAUGGAGGCUCUGAGCAGAGAGAUAGCAGCUCUUUCAGACACAGUCAGAGCCACAGAGGACGAGCUGAGAGCUGAAGACGUCUCAUUCCUGCUCAACUACAAGGCUGCAGUGGACAGAGUCCAGCAGCGCCCCCUGCUGGAUGAUCCACAGCUGCUCUCAGGAGCUCUGAUAGACGAGGCCAAACACCUGGGCAACCUGACCUUCAGCAUCUGGAACAAGAUGAAGGACGUGGUCUCCUACACUCCUGUGAUCCUGGACCCAAACACUGCUAAUCUGAGACUCGUCCUGUCUGAAGAUCUGACCAGUGUGAGACGAGGACAGAGGCAGCAGCUUCCUGAUAAUCCAGAGAGGUUACACUACUGCUCUGUCCUGGGCUCUGAGGGCUUUAACUCAGGGACUCACAGCUGGGACGUCGAGGUUGGAGACAAUACAUACUGGGAACUGGGUGUGUUGGCAGAGUCUGUCCAGAGGAAAGGAGACAUGUGGUCUGGAUUAUGGAGAAUUCAGUUCUUGUCCAGUGGCAAAUACAGAGCAGUCUCCCCAUCACAUCCAUCCACUGCUCUCAGAGUGCAGGAAAAGCUCCAGAGGAUCAGAGUCAAUCUGGACUGGAACAGAGGAAAACUGUCGUUCUCUGAUCCUGAUACUAACACACACAUACACACCUUCACACACACUUUCACUGAGAGGAUGUUUCCAUAUGUUAGAAGUGCGUUCAUUAACACUGUGGAAAAAGUGAAGAUUUUACCAGUGAAGCUCUCUGUGACUGUAAAACAGGAAUAGAUGACGCUGAUGAUGAGCAUCAGUCAGGUCACAUGUAUUUGAACACAUACUGAAUGAUCUCCUUUGAGGUACAUGUGACUGUAUGUGUGUUUCCAUUAGCGUUGGCUGAUACUGAAAUUCCCUUAAUGAUGAUAUUGUUUUAAGAAAAACAACAGUAUACAAAAUUAUCAUAAAAAAGGUGCAGAGAGAGAUGAACAAAGAUAUAAACAUGUAUGGUUACAGCAUAGUAUUGUGAUAUUUGUAGGGAUAUUGUUUUCAUACAGGGAUGCCAAGUGUCAAUAUUUUUUAAUGAACAUUAUUUUUGCAAUACACAUUUUAAUACAACCUUUGGUACUGAUGAUAAAAUCAAUGAUUUUUCUGAUCCACUUAAUGGUGCUGAUGGUUUUUUCCGCGCUGAGGUCAGCAGAGGUCUCAGUCAGCGGCAUUUGGCAGGAAGUGUAUCAAAACAAAGAUGGAGGCACGGGAGAAAGAUUUCAGAAAGGCGCCAUCUGCGUUUAAAUCAAAGUUCUGGACU